Messenger RNA from Oikopleura dioica, 1215 nucleotides. The record is from the annotation of a GenBank genome assembly. Lineage: Eukaryota; Metazoa; Chordata; Appendicularia; Copelata; Oikopleuridae.
AUGGGAACGUUCAAGCGGCUCGUGCCAGUGGCGGUGGCGCUGCUGCUAAAAAUUGGAAUUACUGUCGCCUUCUAUUGCUAUCCCGGACGAGAGCUGCUCAAUAUCGAGGAAAAUGAAGGGCUUAGGUGCUUCACCUUCGUCGACAUUAUCCUCUUCGUCCUCACCAUGGUUCACUUCAUUACUGCUUCUACCAUGGAUCCUGGCAUCUUUCCCAGGGUGCCACCGGAAGAAGUAGUCGAAGACGAUCUCAUGCCCUUGUACAAAAACAUCAACAUCAACAACGUUGCCGUCCAAAUGAAGUGGUGCAGUACAUGUAAAUUCUAUCGCCCUCCAAGGAGUUCGCACUGUUCUGUUUGCGAUAACUGCGUCCAAGACUUUGAUCACCACUGUCCAUGGCUGGGGAACUGUAUUGGAAGGAGAAAUUACCGCUUCUUUUGCUGGUAUCUUGCCACUUUGUUUUGGAUACAAAAAUUAUAUGCUCUCUUUUUCUAUUUUCGCAUCGUUUUUAAAUUUGUAUCCUCGAAAAAGACGCUCCACAUGGUCUUUACUUUCACAUGUUCAUUAGUGUAUAUAUUUGUUGCAAAGAAAGACGAAGACUUUAGUGCUACGAAGAAGGAAGUUGUUAUAUCAAUCAUCAUCUGUUCACUUGUUUUCUUAUUAUUUUUAUUCGUCUGCGGUUUAACGAUGUUCCAUACUUACCUGAUAACAAAUGGUCGGACGACCUACGAACAGUUCUCAGCCCGUUAUCCAAAAGAAUCCCCUUUCGACCAAGGUUGCAGUUUCAAUUGGCAUCGGACCUUUUGUAAUUCAAUUCCACCCUCAGUUAUCAAUAAUCUGCCAUCAUUCCAAGUCACAAAUCCUCAUGCUUUCCACGACGGCGAAACGAACGGACGCGCCAAGAACUACAUCGUUCGAAAAGAUCACAACACGAGCCAAGUUGUCAAACUCAUCGGCAACGAGCAGAUAGAAUCUGUUUCUAUCGGCAGUUGCAACGACAUAGGACAUAGCGAAAUGGAUCUGCGCGCGUCUCAAAGUCAAGGAAAUCUUAGCCUGGCCAAUUUGCCGAAUGGCAUCGCCGUAUCAAUUCAGAACCUUGCCGUUCAGACACAAAAAUCCGGCCUCGUUUGCAGCUUGCCCGAAGCAGAAGAGUAUACAAAUGCCAAUGCCAAUAGCAAACAAGAUGACAUAGGGACAGGUCACAGAGAUCUUUUGUAA